CCAUUUGUCCUAGAAUCUUGCCAUAAUUUUAACCCCAAACAAAUUUUUUCCCUUUUCGAUAAAAAUGCACGUAUUUAUUUCGUAAUUUUUAAUACUCGUUUUUCGUAUUUUACUGUUUAUUUUCACAGAAAUUUCUUAUUUCUGUCGUUACGUUCUUACGUCGAAACGAACUAAGGAAUGGCGGUAUCGAAAGCCCGGUAAAGGGGGCGCGCUAAAAGAAGUUGCCUAUCGGUGACGUUUGUUGGUCGGGUCGAGUUGGCAACGUUGCCGAAGUAAACAUGGCGUAAUUAAGCGAUCGAGGGAACGUGUAAACGAAAACACGUGCUUAGUAAUCGCUGUUACGAUGAUAAACAAAGCGGACUGUAAUUAUAACUCGAUGGAUAACAAACCCGCCUCUAAUUCGCAAAAGAGUAACUGUGGAGAGGAUUAUAUGUACUACGAAGAAAAUGGCGUUUCUCCUCUACACAAAUAUGCGUUGAAUGGAGACAAAACAAAUUUGAGAAAAUUAUUGGAUUCUGUCGAAUCCAUCGAUUUGGAAGUAAAGGAUAAAUUUGGCAAAACGCCUUUGAUAUUCAGCGUAAUUGGUAAUCACGUGGAAUGUGCCAUUAUUCUACUUAAGUCCGGCGCUAGAGUGGAUAACAGUGACAAAUGUGGACAGACUGCGUUACACUGGGCGGCACAUAAAGGUUUGAGACGCUGUGUUCGUCUGUUAUUAGAUAAUGGAGCACUUUGGCAUCAGAAAGAUAUUUAUGGUGUAACUCCAUUGCACUUAGCUGCAAGAGCCUCUUCUCCAAAAUGUUUAGAAUUAAUUAGUAAAGAAGUACAGUUUGGUCAAACAGAUAUUGAAGAUAGCAGUAAGAAAACACCUCUUCAUUGGAGUGCAGCAUUUGGCAAUGCCAAACAAAUUAAAAUUCUUCUCAAAAAAGGUGCCAAUAUACGGAUUCCAGAUGUCGAAGGAAAGACACCUCUCCAUUUAGCAGCUGGCUGUAAUGAACCCGGAGCUUUAGAAUGUGUUAAAGUUUUAAUGGAAGAAGCACCUAGUGUUAUAAAUUGGCAAGAUUAUGAAGGGAGAAGUGCAUUACAUGUAGCAGUAGCUUUGGGUUCAACUGAUAUUGUUGAUUUAUUGACAUCUACUGAAAGAUGUAAUCUUAAUUGUCCUGAUAAUAUGUUUUGUACCCCUCUGCAUUGGGCAGCAUCUCUCGGUUUAGCAGAUAAAGUCAGUCUGCUUUUGGAUCGUAGAGCUGAUUUUCAUAGCACAGAUAUUAACGGAGCAACUCCUUUACAUUAUGCUUCUCAAGGAAAUUAUGCUGAUACUGUAGCUGUGUUUCUUUCAAGGAAUUACAUAACAGACAAAAGGGAUUCGGAAGGUAGAAAUGCAUUGAUGUGGGCAGCAGCGAGAGGUGCUGAUGAUGUAAUUCGCACCAUUUAUACAUUUGGUGUGGAUCUAUCAUUAAAAGAUGAAAAUGGAGCAUCAGCUCUUCAUGCUGCUGCUAGUCAAGGAAAUAUAACAACUAUUGACAUGUUGUUGGAUUUAGGAGCUCCUUUGGAAGCUUGUGACAAAAAUGACAUGACUCCUUUUCUGUACGCUUGUAUCAGGGGAAAAGCAAAGUCCGUUCGCCUACUCAUUGAGAAAGGAGCUUCUUUAAUGUCGAUGGAUAUGGAUGGUCGAACAUCUCUUCAUUGGGCAGCAUUGGGAGGCCACGCUUACGUUUGCCAGAUUUUACUUCAAAAUGGAUGUGAUCCAAACUGUCAGGAUUUUUAUGGAAGAACACCUUUAUACUGUGCCAGCCACGAGGGUCACAUUAAUUGUACAUCUGUUUUACUUGCAAAUGGUGCUAAUCCUAAUGUUGCCGACAAUGAAGGUAAAAUCCCUCUUCAUGUUGCUUGUUUGAAUGGCUGUCUGGAUGUUGUGAGAUUAUUAUGUGAAUAUGGUGUUCAUGUUAAUUGCAUGGCUGCAGUAAAUAAAAGAUGCACUCCACUGGAUUAUGCAUUGAAAUCAGAACAGACGGAAAUAGCACAGAUUCUUAUAGAGUCGGGAGGCCUGACGUCUUUGGAUAUCGAAACGAUUGCUGCCGCCGUGAUUCAGGCAUUUUUUAAAGGGAUUUUAAUUAGAAAACAGAUUGCGACCAGAAAAAGAUUAUUUAAUUUUUUAUCCAUCAAGAAAAUAAACCAGACAUGGACGGGAAGAGCGUGUUCGGCCAGAAACUCUUGCUGCGGAAGCAGCGACUCGGAAUUUCAUCAGAGUUCGAACUUUCGAGAUUUGGCACCGUUAUUGGACAAGAGUUUCGAAACCAGACCGAAAAGUAAAAUUCCCGUCGCCGUGUGGAGAAACGGCAAAUUAAAAUUUCUGCAAUCUUUAGAACAGGCCAAACGCAUAAACUGGGAAGAUAUAAAUUAUCCCAAAGGUUGCACCAGUCAUUGUUAUCAUUGUUGCACGUGCCAUUUUAAACUCGACAAGUCUUGCCACAAUUGUUUUCGAUUUUCCGUAUUUCCGACGAAACACGGAAGUCGUUCGUUUAAUAGUCUUUUGAGUAAGGAAAGGCCGAGCGCCGAAAUAAGAAACCGCGCGGCUAUGGUUAUUCAGAGAGCCUGGAAAAGAUACAAAAAAUGUCAAGCUAUUUUAAGAUGAGGGCGGAAAGUCAUUUAUCCGAUACGGCGAAAUGCUUAUUUAUUUACCGCGGCGAGUCAUUUUCGGAGGAGGGAAGCCAAAGGGUAGAAGUAUCCGGCAGGAAACUGUUUUAUCAAUUACAUUAUUUUAGAAUUAUCGGCAGGCCGACGUCUGUCGUCCGUUAGAAAUCAUUUACGCCGGUUCCGAAGAUUUUACACGUCGACUUUUAAAAAUACGCGAUAUACGAGAUAUAUAAAUUGGAAACUCGGGUAUUUUAGCCAAAUAAACGUUUUUUAACGCCCGGGCGGUUGGUAGUUGGAUUUUCUUUGCCACACCUCGGGAACAAACAAAACGGUUAACGAAAGUAAAAAUAACCUUUUACUUUCGCCUAUUAAGUUUUAUUACGGUAUUGUUAAGAUACUGCACUCGUGUGCCGAGCCUUUUCGUUAUCCACCGGCCUAAAUCCCAGGAUUUUCCCACGCUUUUGUCCUUUAAUUUCCAUCCCGUACAAACCUCGGUCUUCCCACGCAAAUACGGUAAUAGGCGCGUUUUUAUUCUGGAUUAAAACCGCCGUACAAGUUUGCUGUACAGGUACCGCGUAACUAACGCUAUUCCCGCACGUCGUUAAAUUAGUUAGGUUGUGAAAACGGUUUAAAAUUUGUACACUAUGAAUUUUUUCUAUUCGUAAUUUUUAAUCCCAAGAAGCGCCGUUUUGACCGUCGUUGCCCGGCCGGAUUGGGAGGCAGAAUCGAAGAAUUUUUAAAUCGGCCCUAAAGGUUGAAUACUAUCGAGUGUCUGCUUUUGUAAAUGGCUCGCGCUUUAUUUUCAAAACCAACAAAAUUUAAUAUCGAAUUUUCGGUGCAACGUCUUAUUAAUAAAUGCCCGGUGAUCGACUGCGCCCUCGUCGGUACGCUGGAAUAUAGGCCGGAUGGCCGAGCGGCGAGGUGGCAGCCUACCGCUCUGGGGGAU
Messenger RNA from Centruroides sculpturatus (bark scorpion), 3577 nucleotides. Its product is annotated as inversin-like. Lineage: Eukaryota; Metazoa; Arthropoda; Arachnida; Scorpiones; Buthidae. Gene Ontology annotation, molecular function: protein binding; RNA binding; RNA nuclease activity. The record is from RefSeq and is a predicted model, not a curated record. Gene Ontology annotation, biological process: RNA processing. The coding region runs from base 344 to 2629 and encodes 761 amino acids. The transcript is spliced from 18 exons.